Molecule: messenger RNA, 567 nt
Organism: Sphenostylis stenocarpa
Lineage: Eukaryota; Viridiplantae; Streptophyta; Magnoliopsida; Fabales; Fabaceae
Source: the annotation of a GenBank genome assembly
AUGGCAAUGGAGUCUGGUCCUCCCGCGAACGAUCUGUGUUCAGUGUGCCAUGGCAACUUUCACAUUCCCUGUCAAGCCAAUUGUUCUCACUGGUUUUGCGGAAAUUGCAUCAUGCUAGUGUGGCAGCACGGAUCAGGGACUAGCUCUUGCAAGUGCCCUCUCUGUCGCCGACCCAUCACUCUCUUAGUCCCCUCCGAAGACUCUCUCAGGCACCGCCAUGACCCUCAAGUUGCUCAGAUUCUCUCCAAGAUUCAUGCUUAUAACCGUGUCUUUGGUGGCCAACCCACCUCUUUUUUUCAGAGAGUGCAAGAUCUUCCUUUUCUGUUGCACAGGCUGCUGCGGGAGUUCCUCGACCCUCACAGAUCUCUUCCUCUCGUCAUCCGUGCCCGUGUCUUUGUUGCUAUGAUAGUAAGUGUUAUAUACAUCCUCAGCCCAAUUGAUAUCAUACCAGAAGGAAUAUUAGGAAUAGUUGGUCUCUUAGAUGAUGUCUUAAUUGGGCUCGUCUGCUUCCUACAUGUUGCUGCCCUUUAUAGAUCAGUACUUUACCUCCGUCAUGGGGGUUUCUGA